Molecule: messenger RNA, 1890 nt
Organism: Ananas comosus (pineapple)
Lineage: Eukaryota; Viridiplantae; Streptophyta; Magnoliopsida; Poales; Bromeliaceae
Product: putative serine/threonine-protein kinase
Exons: 8
Coding region: 305-1489 (394 amino acids)
Biological process (GO): protein phosphorylation
Molecular function (GO): protein kinase activity; ATP binding
Source: RefSeq, a predicted model, not a curated record
CCUCCGCCAAGGUCAAAUCCUUUGGAAACCCCAAUUUUUGUUGCUUCUCCUCCCCCAUUUCUCUCUCUCUCUCUCUCUCUCUCUCUCUCUCUCUCUGGAUUUUGUUAGCGCACGUCGUUCGUCGAAUUCGCGUCCGAUUCGGGAAUUUUUUGGAUUUUGAACGAGUAUUUGCUCUUUGGGUCUUGGGGAAGCUGCUAACGUGCGCUGCCUGGGUCUCUCUUUUCUGAUUUUUCAGGACCUUCUCUGUUCAUCAAAGUCAACUGUUAAUACGAACAAGGGAGUACAGUAGUUUGAUCGUACAAUAAUGACUUGUUUCUCUUUCAUAUUCAGAAGGAAAAACGCUUCUCGGCAAACAGGUGUUAACAGCAACAAAGGUUCUGAAAAGGUAAGGAUUUUCACUUACAAUGAUAUGACAAGGGCCACAGGAGAUUUUAGCCCGAUCAAUAAAGUAGGGGAGGGAGGCUUUGGCUCCGUGUACAAGGGAAAGCUUAAAGAUGGAAGUAUGGUUGCUGUAAAGGUGCUGUCUUCUGAGUCACGACAAGGAGCACGAGAAUUUUUAAAUGAACUUGAGGUUAUCUCUAAUAUUCAUCACGAGAAUCUUGUUAGGCUCAUCGGCUGUUGUGUGGAAGGAACUCACCGAAUCAUUGUUUAUAAUUAUCUUGAAAAUAACAGUCUUGCACAAACCCUACUAGGAUCCGGCCACAGUAAUAUACAAUUCAACUGGAGAACCCGUGUCAGAAUUUGCCUUGGUAUUGCUCGGGGACUUGCAUAUCUUCAUGAGGAAGCUGCACCCCAUAUUGUUCAUCGCGAUAUUAAAGCAAGCAAUAUUCUUCUUGAUACGGAUCUUUCUCCAAAAAUUUCGGAUUUCGGUUUAGCAAAACUACUGCCACCUAAUACAACCCAUGUGAGCACUCGCGUUGCAGGAACAAUAGGUUACUUGGCUCCUGAAUAUGCAAUUCGAGGUCAAGUGACGAGGAAGUCAGAUGUUUACAGUUUUGGAGUUCUUCUAUUAGAAAUAGUUAGCGGCAGAUGUAACACCAAUACCAGAUUACCUUAUGAAGAUCAAUUUCUUCUUGAAAGGUCCCCAGAUAUCAUGAAUGGGCUUCUCUUGCAGACGUGGGCACUCUACGAGCAUGGCAAGCUAGCACGCAUCAUUGACACCUCUCUGAACGAUGACUUGGAUGCCGAGGAGGCAUGCAAGAUCUUGAAAAUCGGGCUCUUAUGCACGCAAGAUGCCGCGAAAUCCCGGCCUACCAUGUCGACUGUGAUCAAAAUGAUGACAGGUGAAAAGGACAUAGACUCGGAAGAAAUCACGAGGCCAGCUGUAAUUAAUGAUUUCAUGGAACUUAAGGUUAGAAGCCAAAGAAAAGCUGAGGAGAUCCGCUUAUCCUCGACUAUGUCUUCUUCCGGUGUGGUGACUUCAGCAUUGUCGUCGGAGGAGAAUUCGCAUGGAUCCUUGUCUUACACUGCAAUAUCUGAUAGAGACUGAGACAAGCAUAUACGAAUCGUUCUUCGAAACAAAGCCUUGCAUAAAAAUGACACGAUGUAUAUCGUCUGUAUCGGAAAAUUUAAGGCCUUCUUUUGGGGAAAGAAAUAAAAGAAAAUUGUUUGGUUUUGCUUUUACUGUAUAUAUAUUCAAGAUGUUUAUGCCAGAUUUGGAAGGAGAAAUUUUGAUCUAUUGGUCGUCCAUGGGUGUUUUGAAGUUCAAUUUGUAGUAUUUCACCAUGAGUCGCCGAUAGUAGAUGCUGGAACUUGUAAUCUUAGCUUCAAUUGUUUCCGUUUCUUUUUGUGAUCCACAUGUCAAUAUACGUGUAUAGAUUGGAACUAUUUACUACUGUGAUCUAAGCUAUGAACAAAAUUAUUUAAUUUCCAGUAAUUAUUGAUUUGUUA